This is a messenger RNA of Pieris napi, 339 nucleotides long. RefSeq names its product craniofacial development protein 2-like. NCBI's taxonomy places the organism in Eukaryota, Metazoa, Arthropoda, Insecta, Lepidoptera, Pieridae. The transcript is spliced from 2 exons. The coding region runs from base 1 to 339 and encodes 112 amino acids. Gene Ontology annotation, biological process: chromatin remodeling. The record is from RefSeq and is a predicted model, not a curated record. Gene Ontology annotation, cellular component: nucleus.
AUGGGAGACUUCAAUGGGAAAAUUGGCAAGCAAAGAUCAGGAGAAGAAAAUAUCAUCGGCGAAUACACCAUAGGAAAGAGAAAUAAUAACGGAGAACGACUAGUAAAUCUGAGUCACGAAAACAACCUGGCUAUCCUCAACACAUUCUUUAAGAAAAAACCUAGCAAAAAAUGGACCUGGAAGUCACCAGACGGUAGCUACCAUAACGAAAUCGAUUUCAUAACAAGCAAUCAACCCAAAGCUUUCAAAGACGUAAAGGAAGGAGAAGAAGAAGAACAAGAAGAAAUUGAAGAAAACAUGAUUGUUGAAGUUGAAUAUGAAGAGUAUGAGUCAGAUUAA